GCUGCUUCUGCUUUUUCCAAGUUAAAAACAGGAGGAAGAAAUAAAAACUGUGUUCUGUAUUUUGUAUGUGUGGUUCUGUUUCAAUCUCGAAAAGAUCAUUUCUGGUUGGUUGGCCUCUCUCAGGUCCUUCUUAUCUUCUCCCUCUCACUUUAGCUUUGCGGUACAGAAGCUUCCUUCCUUUUUUUGGCUCUUUUUUUUUCUCAUAUAUGAUCAAAGUUUGCAUUUUUAUUUGGGCAUUUAUAUCUUUUGGAUGGUUUCCUCAAAUGGGUUGAAUGUUCUUCCUUUUCUAGCCUAAGGGUUUCCUUUUGUGUGGUUGGGAUCACUCCAAAGGGGCUUUUUUACAUUCUGAGUGUCUUAAGUUCUUAAAGCAAUGAGCUGCUGAAUCCGACAUGGUUCCAGUUAGAGCUGAGAAUCCAGAGAACUCAUUGCCUACUUAUUGGUGGUUUCUAGUUAGUAGCCUUUUGCGGAUGAUCGAUGGAAGGCUCUUCAAACUCCAACUCUAGAGGGUUCUUCAACACCUCUGGCGUUUCAGACAGGAACACUGAGAGAGUCACUGCUCGCUCGAAGCCUUCUUUAUCUCAUGUUGAUGAGUAUGUCAGAAGCGUGUUUGGUAGCAGCACACGCAAAUCCUUCGAAGAAGAUUCUUUAGGGACUGGUGACCCUUUUGUUAGAUCCUUGGAAUGGGGUGAUGUCAGCUUGAGACAGUGGCUGGACAAGCCUGAACGGUGCGUAGACGUUUUCGAGUGCUUGCACGUUUUCAGACAGAUCGUGGAGAUUGUGAAUGUGGCUCACUCUCAAGGCAUUGUUGUUCAUAACGUUAGACCGUCUUGCUUCGUCAUGUCUUCGUUUAACCAUGUUUCAUUCAUUGAGUCCGCUUCUUGCUCUGACUCGGGGUCUGCUGAUUCCUUGGAGGACGAUCCAGUUAGCCAUAAGAAAAGAGAGGACGCUGGAUCCUAUAACAAGAUCUUGGAGAGACAAGUAGAGAAGCUAGAGGAAGAGAAGAAGCAGCCGUUUCCGAUGAAACAUGUGUUAGCAAUGGAGACAAGUUGGUACACAAGCCCUGAAGAGGAGUUUGGUUCUCCGAGUACUUGUGCUUCUGAUGUCUACCGUCUUGGUGUUCUUCUUUUCGAGCUGUUCUGUCCUGUGCCUUCAAGAGAAGAGAAGUCAAGAACUAUGUCUAGUUUAAGACAUCGUGUGCUUCCGCCUCAGAUAUUGCUCAAAUGUCCUAAAGAAGCUUCUUUCUGCUUGUGGCUACUGCAUCCAGAGCCAAGCUGUCGACCAUCAAUGAGUGACUUGCUGCAAAGCGAGUUUAUGACCGAACCAAGAGAUAAUCUGGAAGAACGUGAAGCAGCAAUAGAGCUUAGGGACAAAAUCGAGGAACAAGAGUCGUUACUCGAGUUCUUGUUGAUGAUUCAACAGAGAAAGCAGGAGUCUGCUUAUAGAUUGAGGGAUACAGUUUCACUUCUUUCUUCAGACAUAGAGCAAGUUGCGAAGAGACAGUUAGUUUUGAAGCAAAAGGGAAGCUCAUUCUCUGAUCUCAGCUUCCCUGAAGAGCCUUCAACAUUAUUGGCUUCAAGAAAACGGUUUAGACAAGUGAUUCCCCCAGAGGAAACCAAUGAUGAGGAGAGCCUGUUUCUUGAAAGCUCCAGGUUGAUGAGAAACUUCAAGAUGCUAGAAACCGUCUACUUUCUAACAAGGCGCAGGCAACUGAAAGCUUCUGCUGCUUUGGGGAAGUCGUUAACUAGACAUUCACCGUUAAGCAGUGAAAACGGAAGAGGUUCGGAGAAAAGCUCAGUAAGCAACUCUGCAGCACCCAAAGAUCUUUCCCAAAAUGAUUCAAGACAAGGAGGGUGGAUAGACCCUUUCCUUGAGGGUUUGUGCAAAUACUUAUCAUUCAGUAAGCUCAGAGUGAAAGCAGAUUUGAAGCAAGGAGACUUGUUGAACUCUUCUAACCUUGUUUGCUCCCUUGCGUUUGACCGUGAUGGAGAGUUUUUCGCCACUGCUGGUGUCAACAAGAAGAUCAAGAUCUUCGAGUGUGACUCAAUUGUUAACAAUAACCGGGACAUUCACUAUCCGGUUGUGGAGUUGGCUAGCCGGUCAAAGCUGAGCAGUGCGUGUUGGAACAGUUACAUAAAGAGUCAGAUUGCAUCAAGUAACUUUGAAGGCGUGGUUCAGAUAUGGGAUGUUUCAAGAAGCCAGUUGGUUACAGAGAUGAAGGAGCACAAGAAGAGAGUGUGGUCCAUCGAUAUUUCAUCAGCAGACCCGACUUUGCUAGCUAGUGGAAGCGAUGAUGGAACCGUUAAGCUAUGGAGUAUCAAUCAGGGAGCUAGCAUUGGAACCAUCAAGACAAAGGCUAAUGUAUGUUGUGUCCAGUUUCCAUCAGACUCUGGCCGGUCUUUAGCAUUCGGCUCUGCAGAUCACAAAGUGUAUUACUAUGAUCUUAGGAAUCCCAAGAUUCCUCUGAGCACAAUGAUUGGGCAUAGCAAGACAGUGAGUUAUGUCAAGUUUGUGGAUUCGUCUACUCUUGUGUCUUCUUCUACUGAUAACACGCUGAAGCUUUGGGACUUAUCCAUGUCUGCCUCUGGUGUUAACGAAACGCCUCUUCAUUCAUUUGCUGGACACACUAAUCUAAAGAACUUUGUUGGCUUAUCGGUCUCUGAUGGGUAUAUAGCUACAGGCUCAGAGACUAACGAGGUUUUCGUGUACCACAAGGCAUUCCCAAUGCCGGUUAUGUCGUACAUGUUCAGCAACACUGACUCUACGUCUGGUCUAGAAGUUGAUGAUGCCUCACAGUUCAUAUCUUCCAUCUGCUGGCGAGGACAGUCGUCUACCUUAGUCGCUGCUAACUCCAAUGGCAACAUCAAGAUUCUGGAAAUGGUGGCAUGAAGGUAGUUUCUUCUUGGCAAGAGAUCUGUUUUGUUCGGAGUGCUAUAGGAUAAAACAAUUGUUACCAAAAAAGAAUAGGAUUGUGUAUAGAAAAGGGAGGAUACAAAUAUUGAAUCUUUGUAUUUGUAUACUAUGUUUAUACAUUGUUUUUUGAAAGAAUAACUAUGUUUAUACAUUGAAACAUCUCAAUAGGAAAAAAGAGAUUAUAAUUUUUAUUUA
Brassica napus (rape) is the source of this 3105-nucleotide messenger RNA. RefSeq names its product protein SPA1-RELATED 3. Gene Ontology annotation, molecular function: protein binding; ATP binding; protein kinase activity. NCBI's taxonomy places the organism in Eukaryota, Viridiplantae, Streptophyta, Magnoliopsida, Brassicales, Brassicaceae. The coding region runs from base 475 to 2886 and encodes 803 amino acids. The transcript has 7 exons. Gene Ontology annotation, biological process: protein phosphorylation; photomorphogenesis. The record is from RefSeq and is a predicted model, not a curated record.